Manis javanica (Malayan pangolin) is the source of this 1198-nucleotide messenger RNA. RefSeq lists its product as uncharacterized. Lineage: Eukaryota; Metazoa; Chordata; Mammalia; Pholidota; Manidae. The record is from RefSeq and is a predicted model, not a curated record.
AUGGCCCCAGGCCAGGACGGCGAGGCGGGCCACCCGGGCAGGGAGCGGGAGCGGGUCAGGAGAGCGCUCCCCAGGGGUCCCAGGGGUCUUGGCCUUACCUUGCACCGCCAGGAGGACGCUUCUUACCAGCAUGGUCACGCUUUGGGGAGGAGGACCGGAAAAGGGUGCAAGCUGCCAGCCCGCUGGGACGCGCUGCUCCUGGUGGAAGGGAGCGUAGGAGGCGGGGGUGCUGGGGACGCGGGCGGGAGAAGUCCAGAGGCAAAGCGUGCACUUGGAGCUGCCCGACUUUGCAAAGCGGCUCCGGGAGCUGAGCAGAAAGCUGAAAGGUGCUUAAAUGGAGACAGAAGAGAAGGAACAGACAACAUGGAGAUGGACACAUUUUCUCUCCUGACGAGGGCUGCCACCACACGCUGUGGGCAGAGUGACCUGCUGGCGCUGUGGGCACCCACACGGCGCCUCCCACAGAGCCUGGCGGGUCAUCCCCGCUGCCCCCCAGUGGCCCUUGGCCAUGGGUCCUGCUUGCUGUUGCCCCUGGAGAUCUUUCUGGGCUUCUUGCUUCUAACUUCCUGGGCAAAAGAGAGGAAGGUGAAACACUGGUGCCACUUGCAGGAGCCUGUACCACCCUCUGGCCAGUUUCUUCUCAUCGCCAGGCAGAAGAAUGAGAAGAACAGAAGAGUCCUCUCUAAGGAGUCUAACCAGGUACCUGAACACGCUGAUACUGACGUUUCCCCCAGCAAAUAGCCCAGCCACAUCAACCUUCCAAUCAGUUUCUUUGCUCCACAAUUAAAUGUGAGUAGACAUCUUAGAAUUACCAGACAGCUGAAGAAUGCUCUAAUAUACAAGACAAAGAUCAAACGAACUACAAACAGAGAAAAACUUGGAGGAAAAGUGAACUAUGAAAGGAAAAGAAAACUUCAAAAUAAAACAAUUAUUAAUAUCCUCAACCUGAUAAAAUAUGAUACUGCAUCCCAGAAACAAGGUGUGGAGCAAGUGAAGGUUCCUGUGGCCAGGAUUCUCACCUGGCCCUGGUCACCUUGCUCACUACACAUGUGGGCAAUACGUCGUUACUGACUCUAGGUAAAGAGCUCCGCCCAGUGCUCUGGAUGACUGGCGGCACGGCUGCAGGAAAGCAGUGGCUGGAGUGAUGGCAGCAGCGAGGACAGAGGCUGAGAUGGCUGCAGGGGCAGAGAGGUGGGAG